AAAAAGGGGGUCUGAUUUAUUCCUCGCAGCCUCCUCCUAACCGCAAAUUACUACCAGCAACUUACGUCGAAACUUACUCGACGUAUUGGCGGUCGGAGAGGGAGAACGCACCGAUAAAACUACAUUCGCGCUCUCUCGUCGCUCAGUAGUGCUACUCACGGUGGUACGGCGUACAUACGCUGAUACGCAUCGCGCAGUGACGUCAAACGAAAUCAACGCGCUCCUCCUGUCGUCUCGUCGCACGAUACAGCGCGCAGAAGCAGCAAGAGAGGGAGUGAGAAAGAGUAAGAGUUUAUAAUAUAAGAACGCGGUGACGACGCGCGCGCGCAAGGGAGAGAGAGAGAGAGAGAAUGCUACGGGAGCAAGAAGGAGAGGCCGAGCGGCCAAUCGGUGUCUCGGGCGCCUACGGGCGUAGGGCGUAGGUGUAGGUUUCGCAUUCGUCAUCGGGGUCGACGGUGAGCUUGACGGCACGCUCGAUGGAGGUUAUGUCCGUCCACGAUCCACAACGUUUAGAAGAGAGUGCUGGAACAGUAUAAUAAUUCGCGCGUGAGAUCGAGCAAGGCUACCUUUCGCGCGCCCGCUCGUGUAUCGUGACAAGUGUGCUAUCCAGCGUCUUCCAUUAAACGGAGUAAAUAAUGUCAAGCAGCGUGUGCCACGCUCCCCUACCAGCUCGAAUGGAAGCGUUCACCACGAGGCUCUGCCUGCGUGCGGUCGACCAGUAUGAGCGGCUUCUUCAGACGCACUUCAACAAGACCUCUCUGGUUGCAGCCCUCAAGCAAGGAGCAAACCCGAUUGAGCAAUCAUGAUUCGACGGACAGCAGGGAUCACCGUCGGCAGAAGGAUGGGUCCAGCAGCAGUAGUAGCAGCAGCAACAGCACCUACAGCGCUUUCCGCCAGUGGCGACGAAGCUCGAUGGGCUCCAACAACAGCCGCUCCAACAGCGCUGGCUCCAGAUCGUCCCACUCCCUGGCCAAAGCGCCCAAUGACACGGCCACCAUCCGGAAGAUGGAACAAUUCCCCCUGGUCCUGUCCGACGCGACGAUGCCGGACGAUGCCGACCUCUCCCUGAAAUUUCUCGCCCUGAAUGCUCUGGAUCUGACGGCGCCGGCGAGCGAUGUGCUGCUGAAGAACCGAUUAAAGUCCUGGUUUCAAUUGUCGGGCCAUCCGGAUGGUUUCGCGCCCGCCGGUCCUGGCACUGUCUGGAAAAGAAAGACAGGCGGCGCCGAAAAUACAGAGCGCAUCGUUUAUGAGACCCUAAGCAAGGAGAAAGCGUUGCGGGAUUGCAUACCGAGAUAUUACCGGGAGGUCGAGUACAAAGGCGAUACGUUCAUCGAGCUGCAGAAUUUGCUGUUCGGUUUCAACGAUCCCCACGUAAUGGAUAUCAAGAUGGGCACGCGGACCUUCCUCGAGUCCGAGGUGUCCAAGACCACCGCCAGGCCGGAUCUCUAUGAGAAGAUGAUAACCGUCGAUCCGAACGCGCCGACCCAGUUGGAGCACGAGCAGCGCGCCGUAACCAAGUUACGGUACAUGCAAUUCCGCGAGCAACAGAGCUCGACCUGCAGCCAUGGUUUUCGCAUCGAGGCGAUGAAAUUGCCGGGUGCGCCACCGAUCACUGAUCUCAAAAAGGUCAAGUCGCACUCGGAGGUACUCGACACCAUAAGGCAGUUCCUUAGUAGGCGCGAGGACACCCGUCAGAAAAUCCUUGCACGUCUCAGAAAUUUGCGAACCAAGAUCGAGGAGUCCGAGUAUUUUAAAACCCACGAGGUAAUCGGCAGUAGUAUCUUUAUGAUCUACGAUAGCGAAAAGGUGGGCGUUUGGCUAAUAGAUUUCGCGAAGACACGCGAGGUACCGGACGGACGAAAGCUUACGCAUAGGCGUCCUUGGGAGGAAGGCAACCACGAAGAGGGUUUUCUAUUUGGAUUGGAUAAUUUAAUUUCGACCAUAGAAGAAAUUUCCUUUUCUCCAUAAAUACUAAAUAAAAUGCACGGCAGAAUUCAGAGACAUUUUUCUGUACUAUAAAACAAAUUUUCUUUGUGUACAUAUAACGAGCAAAAAAAGUAUUUGUAUUUCAUCAUUUCUUUCUGUCUAAAUAAUCUUCAAUUCGAUAAUACAUCGAUGGCAUCAUAAUCGAAAAGAAGAGUAUGUUAUAUAAGUAAGACAUUUUGACAGUCAAAAAGUGGUAUACCAGUACUUGUUUCACUCAUCUUCUGGUUCUGUCGCGUUUCUGACGUGUUUAUUAUUUAUGUCAUCGAUAUGUAUAUAUAUUGGUAUUUUAACACGAAAGACUGUUUUCUAUUGCAUUUUGCGCGCAUUUUUGUAAGAGACAUAUCUUGAAACGAAAUCCGCAACGCAUUACUCUAUGUACAAACGUGUAAUGUACAAAAGUAGCUUUUAAGAUAGCGAUAAGUAACUCUAACGCGUGUAAACUAGGCGAGACUUAUUUAUGAGGAGUGCUUAUAUAUACGUUAUACGAAUAAUAAUAAUAAUAAUACGUUCUUACUUUUUUUAAAGAGUACUCGUAUCCCCGAUCGCUUCGUGUGUUUGAACUGUUUGUAAUAAGGAAUAAAUCUUCAUAUACAUUUAUGUAAAUUAGUUUUUCUAUUUUAGAUACAUUAAUAAUUGUCCUUAUAAAGAUGUCAUAAACUCGAUAGUUGUCAUAUUUGUAUAAUUAAAGUGUCGUAUAAUUAAA
Molecule: messenger RNA, 2689 nt
Organism: Formica exsecta
Lineage: Eukaryota; Metazoa; Arthropoda; Insecta; Hymenoptera; Formicidae
Gene: IP3K1
Product: inositol-trisphosphate 3-kinase homolog
Exons: 5
Coding region: 721-1968 (415 amino acids)
Biological process (GO): inositol phosphate biosynthetic process
Cellular component (GO): nucleus; cytoplasm
Molecular function (GO): inositol tetrakisphosphate kinase activity; inositol-1,4,5-trisphosphate 3-kinase activity
Source: RefSeq, a predicted model, not a curated record